AUGGAGUGCAACAGGGAGGAGGCUAUUCGAGCCAAACACAUUGCUGAAAAAAAUAUGCAAUUUGGAGACUUUACUAGAGCAAAGAAUAUUGCCCUGAAAUCCCAGAAACUUUCUCCUGAUAUUGAGAACAUAUCGCAGAUGCUUACUGUCUGCGAAGUGCUGUGCACUGCAGAAGCAAAAUUGAAUGGGCAUCACGACUGGUAUGGGAUCCUUCAAGUAGAUCCUACAGUAGAUGAAUCCGUGAUAAAGAAACAGUAUAGGAAGCUUGCUCUCCUGCUUCAUCCCGACAAGAACAAGUUUUUUGGGGCAGAAGCUGCCUUCAAGCUUGUUGGGGAUGCCCAUAGGAUGCUUUCAGAUCGGGCUAAACGUUCUAUUUAUGACAUGAAGAGGAAGAUGACCCUCCCGACUGCUGGAGAGAAACAACCACCUCGGAAAUCGAAGAAAUAUUCGAAUCCUAUGAAGCAAGCUGCAGUUUCUAACGUUCAUCAAAAUUCUGCCUCCGUACCACUGAAAGAGCAAAAAAGAGAUACAGCAUGUGCCGCUCAGAUAACAACAUUCUCGAAUCAUUGUGGACUCCAACGGAACAGUGAUACUCAAGGUCAGGGUACCAGUGUCAUCAGUCCACAAAUCAAGAGUGGGAACUACUUCUCAUGUACAGAUUCCCAAGGGGCAUCCAAUAGAAGACCCGUAACACCACAAUCUAGCACACAAGUGGGAGUUAGCAGUGUUGUUGAUGAGGGGUCUGGAGACAAAGUGAAAGAAAGCGGUCAGAUGGAGAGUGAAAUUAGAGAUGAAGAUGAAGCGCAGUGCAAGGAGGUGAAACUUGAGAAAGUUUGCGAGAGGAAUCCUGUUGUGCCAUCAUCAGCAAGUCCCCGCUUGAAAUGGCGGAUAAACAUGUUACUCGAGAUGAGUGACAGUGACAGUACUGACUGCGAUGCUGCAGUUAGUGGAGAAAUGAGGCAUGACUCUGUAGGGAGUCAAGGAAUGACUGGCUGCUGCUAUUCACAACGAUCUACACAGCAGAAGCAUAACGUAUCGCAUGCUGAGGGCACAAAUACUGAUGAUAACUUCAAGAACCGCAUUCAAUUGAAAAACUUGACUAAGAAGUCGCACAAUGAUGAUCAGAUUAAUAACCCAUCUUCCAAAAAUGGCUUGGAAUUUCCUACCAGCACCUCAAGAGGCAAGUUCAAAAGCAUUAAGAGAGUUGCCAUCCCCCUUGAAGAGGAUCUGCCAACUGGAGAUACAGUCAGAAGAAAACGCAGGAAAGGAUCUGGAUGCUUAAAAGUGACACAUGAGGUUGGUUCAAUUCCUCACCCUGCUGCAGUCCAACUCGGCCCAGCCACUUCCUUGUCCUACCCUGACCUAGAAUUUUAUGACUUUGGAAAGGACAGGAACCCAAGCUGUUUUGCUGUUCAUCAGAUCUGGGCGCUCUACGAUGAUUUAGAUGGCAUGCCUAGACGUUACGCCAGAAUCUCGAGUGUUUCUUCAACAGGUUUUAAGGUGCGCUUCACCUGGUUAGAGUACGACCCACUGAGCCUGACCGAAAUAGGCUGGUCAGCCAAGGAGCUCCCUGUAGGAUGCGGGAAUUUCAUACUUGGGAGAAGAGAAAACAAAGUGGAUAUCAAUAUGUUCUCUCACAUAAUGCCAUUGACUAAAGGGUCAAAAAGGAAUUCUUAUCGGAUACUCCCUAAAAAGGGUGAGGUUUGGGCUCUUUUCAAAGGCUGGACUAUCGAGUGGAGCGCCAAUCCAGAUCAACACCGACAGUACAAGUACGAAUUCGUAGAGGUCCUUUGUGAUUUUGCUGUUGGUGAGGGCGUCAACGUUGCUUUUCUGGCCAGGGUCAAAGGAUUUUUCAGCCUAUUUUGUCGAGGACAUGGUGGAGUCGAUACACGUCACAUACCAUCGAGUGAGGCACUUCGAUUCUCACACAAGAUUCCUUCAUAUAGAACAACAGGGAAAGAAACGGAGGGCAUCCCACAAGGAUUUUAUGAGCUCGAUCGUCCUUCUCUUCCCAGAAACGUCGAAGAAACCUUUCCUACUGUGAAUCUCGAUGAAGCUAGAGAGUACGUCUUCAAGAACAGGAAUUCUGCUAUCAAAUCGGAAAAUAAUGGCAUUUUCACGAGUAUGGAAGUGCGAAAUGUGAUGAUUGGAGCGGAGAAAGCCCUUGAAGGCGAUAGCCAUUCUCCUGUUGAGCUGAAUGGCUCCGGCGAGAAGAAACACAGUUGCCAUUCAGGGACGACUUUCUGCGGAAAAGGCCCUUUGGAGGAAGCCCAAGUCAACGUGUUCCCUUAUUGCGGCGGUAGUCCGGCUGGAAAUGGUAAAAGCCCUGCCUCAAAAUCUUCACGCCCCAAGGUGGUUGAAUAUCAUGAUUCAGAAUUUUACAACUUUGAGUUAGAAAGAUCCAAGGGAAAGCUGAAAACUGGUCAGAUAUGGGCAGUUUUCUAUGAGACUGAUGGCUUCCCGAAAUACUAUGCCUUGAUCAGAGGCGUUGACCUUGAAGAUUUUAAGGUACGUGUGACGUGGCUAGAAGCUUGUCAACUCUCGGAAGAGGAGAGGAGAUGGUCGGAUAAUAGCCUCCCCAUUGCUUGUGGAAGGUUUAAGCUUUGUUCGGGAAGAGAAGGCAAUGAAGAAUACGAUACUGCUGGCGUGUUCUCUCAUCUGGUUUGGCCGUCACGUGUCGAGAGCAGUCAACUGUACGACAUCUAUCCGCAGGUUAACGAGGUGUGGGCUCUGUACAAGAACUGGAACCCUUCGUGGAGGACACCAGACAUUGAGAGAUGCUUCAAGAAGGGUGAGUACGAGGUGGUGGAGGUCCUCUCCAGCCAUGCCUCAGUGAUGAUGGUAGUUCCACUGGACAAGGUCAGCGGCUUUAGAUCUGUGUUUAAGCCCAGAAGAAACAAUAAAUUUUCAGAAAACAUUGAGAUACCCUGUAAUGAGUUCUUGAGAUUCUCGCAUCAGAUCCCAUCUUUCCGGUUGACCGAGGAAAGGGGUGGCAGGUUGAGGGGCUGCUGGGAACUUGAUCCUGCAUCAAUGCCUGAUGGCUUCCUCUCGAAGGGUUGA
Molecule: messenger RNA, 3060 nt
Organism: Spirodela intermedia
Lineage: Eukaryota; Viridiplantae; Streptophyta; Magnoliopsida; Alismatales; Araceae
Source: the annotation of a GenBank genome assembly